Closterium sp. NIES-67 is the source of this 4612-nucleotide messenger RNA. NCBI's taxonomy places the organism in Eukaryota, Viridiplantae, Streptophyta, Zygnematophyceae, Desmidiales, Closteriaceae. The record is from the annotation of a GenBank genome assembly.
GCGGUGCUCCUAGCACUUGCACAAUGCACCUCUCCCCAUCUGGCUCCCCCCGCGCUCUAGUGCCAAACAGUGACGGAAAAUUUGCUGGUGUUUGGCAGGAAUGGGCCUUCCUGCGCGGAUCAGAUUCAUCGCAGUGCUGCUGCCGGGCGUGAUCCGCGAUCGCCUAGUAACAGUGCGCGUCCGCGGUUGAUCGCGAUCCAGAUCGCGAGGCAGGCUGCGCUAUACGGGGGGACGGUAGCGUCGCCGCCGCGCGCGCGGGAGGCGCUGUGCUGUAGAAUAUCGCGCACUCUCUUUCAAUAGACAGCGCCGCACCGGAACGGCGACGAGGUGGGUUGCGGGUAGCUGGUUUAUUACCAUUGCUCAUCCCGUAUCAUCCGAGUAGGGGCAAGGUUGCGAAAAGAUAAUGAUGCAAGGGGCGCAUGUGUCGACGGAAAUGGACACGUCAGGGAGGGUCGUGGACACGACCGCGAAUGCCGUGGACACGUCAGCGAGUGCCACGGCGGCAGCAGUGCGUGCGUGGGAUGCGAUAAUUAUAGCGGGUGAGAGUUGGGGGCGCGCGACCGUAGGAAAAGACAGGCGCGCGGAGAGUGGGGGUUCGUGGAUGGCGGACCAGCGGGAGUGCGAAGAGGAGGCGCAAGAGGCGGAGGCGGAAAGGGGAGGAGAAACGCGGGGUGUAAUGGGAGGGGAAUCGAGCAAUGGUGGGAAUGCUGAUGACUGCGCUAAUCAGUUUGCUAUGAGCACAUGUAAUCCAGCAGCAUCAUGUGAUUAUAGCGGUGCGACAUCAUGUGGUGUUGGUGAUGUGGCAUCACGGCACAUGGGCGACAUUUCCUCGCGUGGUAACCAGAGAGCUAUAUCCUGCCCAGAGGUGGCUCAGAGCACACGUGACGUUGCCUCCAGGGUUGACUGUUGCGGGAUGUGCGGCGGCACUGCGUUAGUCUCGUCGUCGUUCCCAUGGGAUGGUGGUUGUAGUGCUGGUGCUGGUGCUGGUGCUGGUGCUGGUGCUGGUGCUGGUGCUGGUGCUGGUGCUGCUGCUGGAGCUGCUGGUGGUGGUGGUUGGGUGACGAGAAGCGCGAGCGGCUGGAGCCGCGGCAGCAGCUGCAGUGGCAGGAGGUGCGGCGUCAGCAGCGCCAGCAGCAGCAGCAGCAGCAGCGGUCGCAGUAACGGAAGCAACAGCAGAAGCAGGAGCAGUGAUAUGAUUGGUGUGCCUGCCGCGCCUUGUUUUGCUCCACAUCACUUCUCUCUCCCCCCGCCACAGUUUCACGCCGCCUCACUCUCGUCCUCGUCAGUAUGCUCCUCGUUACAAGGUGAUGCGGCGGCGGAGAGAGAAGCGCAAGCGCCCUGCUCAGCGGCAGCGAUAUCCUUAGCAUCACGCGUCGAUGCCUCUCCCCCCGUCUCCUCUUACGAUCCCCAGCCAACCGACUCCCCACGUUCGUCUCUCUCCCCCUUUCCGCACUCGUCUUCCGCUCGAUGCCACUCCCCGCAAACACCCUCCCCCUGCUGCGACCCGCAACAUCAACAGCAUCAUCACCAUCACCAUCACCAUAACCAACACCAGCAUACGCGGUAUAGCCCUAACCGGAACGCCUUUCACUGCUCAUCCAAUCACCUUUCUUGUGACAGUGCAAGCCUACCAGUUACUCCUCUUCCAUUAGACCAUAGAGAAAACCGCUUUUGGGGUCCGCCGUCUCAGUCUCGCUUACAGCCUUCUUGUUCCAAGAUGCCUAGUAACGCGACUUGCCACGUGGCGCAUCACCCCUCCUCACCCUCCUCUUCCGCCUCUUCAACCUCAUCCUAUCUGGCAUGCCACGUUGGCUGCCAAGGUGGCGCCUCCCUUCCAGUAUCCCAUGCAGCAGCACUGGCACUAGAGGGAGAGGCUGUUGAGCCAGCAGUGGUUGGCCUAGUGCGUCAAUGCGUUGGUCCCAGUGCCAGUGGCCAUGGCAGCAAUGGCAUGAGGCGAAUGGGUGGGCCUUCGCUGGAUGGGAGUAGUGAGGGAAGGGGUGCAUCAAGGAGCAUGGCAGGUAGAGGAGCAAGUUGUUGCAGUUGCAGAGUCAGCAACAGCAGCGGCAGUGGCAGUUCCAGCAGCGGGAGAGGCAGCAGGAGGAGCGCGGCGUUGCACGAAUCGUCUGCCUCCCCAUCUUGGCAGAAGCACUCCUCUCACGCGGCUCUCCUUGAUGCUGCGGUUGACCUGCUGCUGCUGCACAUGCAGCGACAGCAGGACGACCAAAGACUGCAGCUUCAGCAGCAGCAGCAGCAUCAGCAGCAGCAGCAGGAGGAGGAGGAGGAGGAGGAGGGGGAGGAACAGGGACAGGGGCAGCAGUGGCCACUGCUGCCACAGCCAAAUCUUCAACAGCUGCAACCGCAGCAGCAGGAGCAGCAGUUAGGUUGGUCGCAGGGACCAGGACAGGGAAAGCAGGGAAUCACUUGGAAUGGCACUGAAGGUCGUCAUAAACCGAGUUGCGAAGGAGAUAGCGGAUGUGACCAUUCUGGUAACGAGGUCUGCAGCACAGCACAGGCAGGGUGCCAGGCAGCACCCGUGGACCUAUUGCAGAGAUUGGGGGGAUUGACAGAAUGUGCGAGCGCUGCUGCUUGCUUGGAGCAAGAGCAUGAGUGGGUGGAGGAGAGAGGCUUGUGUGUAUCGCAGGGUUUAAAUCAGUGGCCUCAGUGGCAAGAAGAGCAGCAGGAGGAGCAGGAGGAGCAGCGCAGGGAGCAGCAGGGGGGGCCGCAGGGGGAGCAGCAGGAGGGAAAGAAGCAUACCAGCAGCGGUAGCAGCGUCAGAGACCAGCAGAAAGCUGUGUGUGCUGCUGUGGCGGCAGUGGCAGCAACAACAGAGAGCAUACUGGUUGAGAGACAUGACAGUGGCUGUGCGCACAGCUGGACUGCUACCAGCAGCUGCUGCUGUGAGGCAAAUCAAUGCUGUGCUGCUCCCUCCGUUGUGGCUGCUGCUGCAGUUUCUGGUGACGGUGCAUGCGCAAUUACUAGUGGUUGUGCUGGUGCUGCAAAUCGUGAACAAACUCCUCUUCCUCUUCCUCCUCCUGCUGCUAUUGUGGCUGCUGCUCCUGCUGCUGCUACAAACGGUGGUUGUGCAAAUGUUGCUGCCUUAUCCGCUCAAGUGUUGCAGCUUUCUCCAAUGCACCUCUGCUCUCCCUGUUCGCAUGCAAGUUCAUCCCACAACUACGCCUGCUCCGCCAUACGUGCUUCCCUCGACACAGGCGCGCAGCAGGGCGGAUGCUGCCUUGACAGGUGGCACGUUGCGACUGGUGUGCUGUGCUUCCUAGGUGGCGUGUCUGCUGCCGUUCUUCUCGGUCUACUCACCCGCACCUUUUCCUCUCAGCUGCAUCCAAAACGAAACAGCCGUUGCUUCUCUGCUCUUCCUCCUUCUGCUGCAUUCACCAGAACCGCCAGCACCCCUCCCACCGGCCUCAUCACCAGCAGUAAAUGCGCAUCAAGCAGCAGCAGCAGCAACAUGCUCCGCACUGCCCUCCACCUCCUCCUAGCUCCCCUCUCCUCCCACCGCUCCUCCUCCCCUACAUCAUCCCAUGCAGCCCUCUCUCGCCUCCUCGCCCGCUGCUCCUCCCCCCACCACGCCUCCCUUCUCCGCACCCGCUUCUUGCUGCUGCAGCAGCGGCAGCGCUGGCAGGCUGUGGCUCAAAGACGAGCGUGCAUUCCUGUGCGGUGGGGGGCGCUUCAGUCAGGUGUGGGGACAGGAGAGGGGAGGGGGAGGGAGUGGUUGGACAUGUGGAGGGUGCGGAGUAGGAUGCUAGAUAUUGAGCGAGGGGUGAUUCGUGCUGCUUCUUCCUGGCACAGUGGCUGCGGUCGCUCUGCUGCUGCGGCUGCUGCUUCUGCUGCUGCUGCUGCUGCUGCUGCCUCUGCUGCUGCUAGUGCUGCUGCUUCGGGGGAUUGUGUUGCUGGUGGUUAUGGUGCAAACGGGUGGGGAGAUUUUCUCACGUGGUUUGUUCCCGCGCAGGGGAACUGGUCGUGGGUGCAAGGGCUGCUCACGCAUGCCCUGCUGUCCGCCCCAUCCCCAUCCCCAUCCCCAUCCCCAUCCGGUGGGCUCACACCAUUCCAGCAGCAUCCCGGUGAUGGGCGAACGGGCCCAAAGGCAAGGUCAAGUGCUGCCCACUUGCAUGCUAGUGCUACUCGCUCAAGUGCCUCUCAUCAGCAUGCGGCUCUGCCUCUGCAUGAAGAUGCUGUCAAGAGCAUGGGGCAACAGGCUCUGCUCUUCCUGCUCCCACUUACUCAUGACACUGCCACGGCUCUCCUACGCUUCGGCCUCGGCUGGCUCUGGUCAUGACAGGCAUUCAGCUCUAAGGCAACUCUAAAGGAAUAUAAUUUCGUCGUACGGUAGCUGGUGUGUGACGAAGUAGCAAACACGGCUUGCACGCGUGUCUUGUGUAUAGGUGUGGUGCACGCACGACACAACACAGGCAUCCACAAACGUUUUGUGUGUGUGUGAAUGAAGUGAAUCACCCAAUGUGUAGAGACUGCAGGUUACAGGUAGUGCUGUAGUGCUUGUUGCAUGUGCUCCGCUCUAUUUGCAGAUCUGCUGCGGUCCGAGGGUCCAAUGGAACGAAUCGCCAAGGUGCAGGCAGGAAAAGGACCAAAACUGUCAGUU